ACUACCGUUUGAGUUCUUGUGCUGUGUGGAUACUCCUCCCGACACAAAGCCGCUCCAUCAGCCAGCAGUCGUCUAAUCCAGAGACACCAAACCGAAAGACUUAAUUUAUAUUUAUUUAAUUAAUUUUAAUAAAACACACCAAAUCUUACAAAAUGUGUGACGAAGAAGUUGCUGCUCUGGUUGUCGACAACGGCUCUGGCAUGUGCAAGGCCGGAUUUGCCGGAGACGAUGCUCCCCGCGCCGUCUUCCCAUCGAUUGUGGGACGUCCCCGUCACCAGGGUGUGAUGGUCGGCAUGGGCCAGAAGGACUCGUACGUGGGUGAUGAGGCGCAGAGCAAGCGUGGUAUCCUCACCCUGAAGUACCCCAUUGAGCACGGUAUCGUGACCAACUGGGACGAUAUGGAGAAGAUCUGGCACCACACCUUCUACAAUGAGCUGCGCGUGGCACCCGAGGAGCACCCCGUGCUGCUGACCGAGGCCCCGCUGAACCCCAAGGCCAACCGUGAGAAGAUGACCCAGAUCAUGUUCGAGACCUUCAACACACCCGCCAUGUAUGUGGCCAUCCAGGCUGUGCUCUCGCUGUACGCCUCCGGUCGUACCACCGGUAUCGUUCUGGACUCCGGCGAUGGUGUCUCCCACACCGUGCCCAUCUACGAGGGUUAUGCCCUUCCCCAUGCCAUCCUGCGUCUGGAUCUGGCUGGUCGCGAUUUGACCGACUACCUGAUGAAGAUCCUGACCGAGCGUGGUUACUCCUUCACCACCACCGCUGAGCGUGAAAUCGUCCGUGACAUCAAGGAGAAGCUGUGCUAUGUUGCCCUCGACUUCGAGCAGGAGAUGGCCACCGCUGCCAGCAGCUCCUCGUUGGAGAAGUCCUACGAGCUGCCCGACGGACAGGUGAUCACCAUCGGCAACGAGCGUUUCCGCUGCCCUGAGGCCCUGUUCCAGCCCUCGUUCUUGGGAAUGGAGGCUUGCGGCAUCCACGAGACCACCUACAACUCCAUCAUGAAGUGCGAUGUGGAUAUCCGUAAGGAUCUGUAUGCCAACACCGUGCUGUCCGGUGGCACCACCAUGUACCCUGGCAUCGCCGACCGUAUGCAGAAGGAGAUCACCGCCCUGGCCCCGUCGACCAUGAAGAUCAAGAUCAUUGCCCCACCAGAGCGCAAGUACUCUGUCUGGAUCGGUGGCUCCAUCCUGGCUUCGCUGUCCACCUUCCAACAGAUGUGGAUCUCCAAGCAGGAAUACGACGAGUCCGGCCCCUCCAUUGUGCACCGCAAGUGCUUCUAAGAAGGAUCGCUUGUCUUGGCAAGAGGAUCGUACGGAGGAUGAGAAGGCGGAUCAGGAUCGUGAUCAUGAUCUUGAUUCUGCUGGAGGAGGAGGAGUAGAAGUCGAGGAAGCAGCAGCGAAAGUGCAAGUGCGAGUGGUGGAAGUUUGGAGUGCAGCACAACAAGAUCAACAACAACACCAACUACAAGAUGAAAAGAGCGGAACCACCUGCACACCAUCAUCAUUAUCAUCAUCGUUUUGGGCGCGUGUUGUGUGGUUCCAGCGUAUUAAUAUAAUUAAUUUAUUCCACAUGAGAUAUGAUAUGAUAUACUAUGUAUUUUUUGUUUUUUUUUUAUUUGUAAACCUUUAAUAUAACAAGAACUACAAAAAAUGAAAAUGAGCGAAAAUGCAUAUUCUGCCAUUCCACACACACACCAACAACACCCAACACACGCACACCCACAAGCUCACACACACUAGCGGCAUGACAAGGACAUCAAGAUAAAGAAGAACUUAAAGAAGAUAUUUCCCAAAGCG
Messenger RNA from Drosophila sechellia, 1799 nucleotides. RefSeq names its product Actin 5C (gene Act5C). The record is from RefSeq and is a predicted model, not a curated record. The transcript is spliced from 2 exons. Bases 153 to 1283 code for a protein of 376 amino acids. Lineage: Eukaryota; Metazoa; Arthropoda; Insecta; Diptera; Drosophilidae.